Messenger RNA from Triticum aestivum (bread wheat), 804 nucleotides. RefSeq lists its product as uncharacterized. The record is from RefSeq and is a predicted model, not a curated record. Bases 1 to 804 code for a protein of 267 amino acids. Lineage: Eukaryota; Viridiplantae; Streptophyta; Magnoliopsida; Poales; Poaceae. The transcript has 2 exons.
AUGGCAACAUCACAAGUGACGCAGGCGAAACAACACGCGGUUGUUGUCCUGCCAGUCGCCGACGCCACUGAGGGAGGACUUGUGGAUUCUGCUGGGCGGCGCCAGGAAUCGCAGAACACUAGGCUGGAAAUCGACAUUGGCGAGAACAGGACAAUGGUCAUUGAGAUCACCCUUACAGGGAAACUAGCUCUGCAGUGCCCUGCGGGUACCACGCCCCCGGCGGCGGACGCAGCAGCAGAACAGGCAGUUGAAAACCAGGAGUACAUGGACCAGAUGCGCGGAUGGCUGAUGACUGUGGGCACCCUGUUCAUCGGCAUGUCGUUUCAGGCGGCGUUGCAGCCGCCAAGCUGGAUGCCCAAGGAUUGGUACAUGGUGCUGAGGAAGAAUAAUUCUAUCCGUAUUCCCUGGUCCCAUCUUUCUCCUGCAGAAAUGGCGGCGCCAGAUAACAUCUCAAAGAAAGAAGCUAUUCACGCACUCAACUACGUGCUCACUAACACGACCACUUUCGCGAUAUCGCUAGCACUAGUGUCAGCACUGGUGAUAAUGAAAAGGUCGCCACCCACACGUUUCAUAUACAUGGUAAAGGUGAUGGUGGGGCUCCUCUGCUUCUUUGUCGCCUGGAGCUUCGCCAUCGGUAACGGGUACGAUCCAGCCGCUUCCUGGGUGGUCGUUGCUUUCCUCGUGAUGUACGGCUUUAGUACGCUUUUUGCGUUCUUCACCGUGAUGUGGCUUCCCUACCACCUGAUCAGGCCGGCUUUGGAACGGCUUAAGCUUUUGCCCAAGGCUGCUGCCCACGUAAGCUAG